Didymella exigua CBS 183.55 is the source of this 1990-nucleotide messenger RNA. RefSeq names its product NADH-ubiquinone oxidoreductase. The record is from RefSeq and is a predicted model, not a curated record. Gene Ontology annotation, molecular function: FMN binding; 4 iron, 4 sulfur cluster binding; NAD binding. NCBI's taxonomy places the organism in Eukaryota, Fungi, Ascomycota, Dothideomycetes, Pleosporales, Didymellaceae. Bases 70 to 1593 code for a protein of 507 amino acids. The transcript is spliced from 3 exons.
CACUGUUCCAGCAACGACGUCGCCCCGCACGCAUCAAUCGCACGAGCGCACACACAGUCCGCGUUCACGAUGCUCGCACGACAUGCUCCCGCCUCGACGGCCCUCGCCGCGGCCGCCCACCGCGCGCCGCUCGCCGCAACCGCAGCCACUCGCCUUUCGACCGCGAGCGCCCCGUCGCCGCAGCAGAAGCGCUCUCUGGCCACGGUGAACGAUGCCGCGCCCAAGCGCACAUACGGCGGCCUCAAGGACCAGGACCGCAUCUUCCAGAACCUGUACGGCCACCACGGCGCCGACCUGAAGAGCGCGAUGAAGUACGGCGACUGGCACAAGACGAAGGAGAUCCUCCUCAAGGGCGACGACUGGAUCAUCUCCGAGAUCAAGGCCUCCGGUCUGCGUGGCCGAGGCGGUGCUGGUUUCCCCUCGGGUCUGAAAUGGUCUUUCAUGAACGCCAAGGGCUGGGAGAACGACUCCAAGCCCCGCUACCUCGUUGUCAACGCCGACGAGGGCGAGCCCGGCACGUGCAAGGACCGUGAGAUCAUGCGUAAGGAUCCUCACAAGCUCAUCGAGGGCUGUCUCGUCGCCGGCCGCGCCAUGAACGCUACCGCCGCCUACAUCUACAUCCGCGGCGAGUUCUACCACGAGGCCACUGUUCUCGAGCGCGCCAUCCAGGAGGCAUACCAGGCCGGCCUCAUUGGCAAGAACGCCUGCGGCUCCGGAUACGACUUCGACGUCUACGUCCACCGCGGUAUGGGUGCCUACGUCUGCGGCGAGGAGACCUCCCUCAUCGAGUCGCUCGAGGGCAAGCCCGGAAAGCCCCGUCUCAAGCCCCCGUUCCCCGCUGCCGUGGGUCUAUUCGGAUGCCCUUCGACCGUCGCCAAUGUCGAGACAAUCGCUGUUGCACCCACCAUCCUCCGACGAGGAGGCAGCUGGUUCGCCGGCUUCGGCCGUGAGCGCAACGCUGGCACCAAGCUCUUUGCCAUCUCCGGCCAUGUCAACCACCCCUGCACCGUCGAGGAGGAGAUGUCCAUUCCUCUCCGCGAGCUGAUCGACCGUCACUGCGGCGGUGUCAAGGGCGGCUGGGACAACCUCCUCGCCGUCAUCCCCGGUGGCUCCUCGACUCCCGUCCUGCCCAGGCACAUCUGCGACGACCAGCUGAUGGACUUUGACGCGCUCAAGGACGCACAGUCCGGAUUCGGAACCGCUGCCGUCAUCGUCAUGGACAAGUCGACCGACAUCGUCCGCGCCAUCACCCGCCUCGCCAAGUUCUACCACCAUGAGUCCUGUGGCCAGUGCACGCCCUGCCGCGAGGGCUCCAAGUGGACCCACCAGAUCAUGGACCGCUUCUACAAGGGCCAAGCGCGCGAGCGCGAAAUCGAUAUGCUCCAGGAGCUUACCAAGCAGGUUGAGGGCCACACCAUCUGCGCGCUGGGAGAGGCGUUUGCUUGGCCGCUGCAGGGUCUCAUCAGGCAUUUCCGCCCGGAGCUCGAGGCUAGGAUAAAGGACUAUGGAUUGAAGAACGGUGGUGAGGCGCUGGCUGGUGGCUGGGCCCACGAUGCUGGAAAGAGGGGCCAGCUUGUCUCGCCGGGUCAGUAGAUGUAAGAAGGCAGUGAGGGAUCAAGAUGGAGUGUCUUGUACAAUGCAUGUUCCUUUUGUUUGAGCUUUUCUUGGGCGGCUGUAUAUAGUUCAGCAGAUCUGAAUUCAACUAUCAACGUUCACCAGUCUGUCACGCACAAGCGGUCCCCCAUCCCACAAACACCACAAACGCCAGGCUCGAAGCAACCCAACCAGUAUCCCCGCGUCUCCAACGCUAUCCAUCCUACCCCAAGCAUAUCCCCACAAACUCCUCCCGACUAAUUGCAUUGUCCCCGUCCAUAUCGAACUCCUCAAUCAUGGCUACCAGCUCGUCGUUCCCCAGCGUCUCGCCCAGCUCCCGCGCCACCCGCUGCAAGUCCUGCAGCGUAAUGCGCCCCUUGCCGCCCUCGUCGAACAG